Molecule: messenger RNA, 2550 nt
Organism: Plasmodium gonderi
Lineage: Eukaryota; Apicomplexa; Aconoidasida; Haemosporida; Plasmodiidae
Exons: 1
Coding region: 1-2550 (849 amino acids)
Source: RefSeq, a predicted model, not a curated record
AUGGGGGAAGUUUCCUCAAAGCAUUCCCUGAAUUAUGGAUGCUUGAGCGAUGAGGAUGUAGAAAAGAUAAGGAAAAAAUUUAAUUUAAACAAAAAAGAAAUAAACGAAAGAAUCCGAAUUCUAGAUUUCAUAUAUGUAUAUCCACAUAUUUUAAGACCAUACAUCGCCCUUGUACUUCCAUCAUUUCAUGAAGUUUUAAGAAAAAGUAAUCGAAAAAAUGAGAAGAGAGCGAAUAAUUAUGCAUUAAAUUAUGCUUUAAAUAUCAUUUUUAACAAAAAUAGUAAAAAAGUUAGUAAUGAACUAUCCCUACAGGAUAUCAUAAAUAUACUCCAUUACAUUCGUACCUCCAAAACACGAGUCCUUGUAAGGGUAUUAUUUGGAAGUUUUCUAAAGUAUAUUGUAUCCGAGGGUAGCAAUAGUAGGAUAAUUAAUAAUGAUAUUCGAUCAACUAAAUUAAAAAGUGUGGAAAAGAAUGAAGGAGUUGAAAAUGAAAAUUGCAUGGAAAGAGUAUCUCUUAAGGAAAAUGGGGAACGAAAUGGGGAGAAAAAUGAAAAAAAAGUAGAUAAUUAUGAUUCUGUUUUUUUCACUCCCAAUCGGAAGGAUUCGGAUGCUUGCACACAUUCAAAUGAUGACGUUACAAAUGAGGAUGGAGAAGAAGUAGCAGUGCAGGAGAAGGGUGGUGAUAUUCAUAGCAGUAAUUACAACAAUUACAGCAAUCAGAGCAAUUACAACAACUGCAAUAAUCAUAAUGAUUAUGAAGCCUCUUCUGGGGAGACAGACGAUUUAGGAAGAAAUCAUAACUCGUUUGAAUUCGUUUUUUCAGACUCGAACAUAAACACAAUAAAUAAAAAUAAAAAGAAAGAAAGAAAUUAUAAAUUCAUCAAGGAUAAUAUAUUCUUUCUAGAUAAUCAUAAAUUAAAAAAUCGAUAUCCACGAAAUUAUCUUAUGAAAGAUUUAGUAUCAGUAGAAGAAGCUAUACAUCAUCUAUUCACGUAUAUGUAUAUUGAACAACUAUACAUUCUUUGUUCAAGUAAUAUACUAUUUAAAUUAACCAAUAAAUAUCCCCUACCUGAAAAAAGUAAUUUUUUAAAAGAUUCUGCAACAAGUGUAUAUGAUGAUGUUGGAACAAUGAAGAGGAAAAACAGCUGGGAUGUAUCUUAUUUUUUUAAUGAAGUAUUUUAUUCAUUAGAAGCUACCCUAGAUUUUCGAAAUAUUAUUACAGGAUUCAGAUUAUUUGUAAACUCCAUUGAUAAUAAUAAGCAUUCCAUAUAUUCCCUGGCCAUUGAAUAUAUCAGUUCUACAUUUACAAUCUUGAGCGAUAAUUAUGCAAGAGCUACAUUUAAACAUUUUAUGAAUAAUGAAGAAAAUGUAUUAUUAGGAGGUGGAGGGAUAGAAGGUCACCUCGAGGAGCACAAAAAACAAGACACAGAAGAAGGAACGGAAGGAGAGAAAAUAGAUGAAUUUGAAAAUUUCAAUGAUAUUUGCAUUAACAGUAUUGAACUAAUACAUUCUAUAUAUACUAAUAUGAAAAGAAACGAAAUAAUGAAAAAAAAAGAAAGAAGUGAUCAAGAUGAAAAAAUAAAUGUAGAAAAAUAUGAAAAAUCUUCUACGAUAGUAGCAAUCCAAAAUUCAACGAAUGGAUGGAGAGGUUUAUUUUUGAAUAAAACGAGUAAAAUAUUAACAGACGAAAUUGUUUUUAGCCUAAGACAAUGUUCCCCUUGCUUUAUGAAUAAUGAAUGGUAUAGAUUAUAUGCAUCAUGGAAAGAAGGAAGGAGUUUUAAUAGGUUUAUUAGCUGUCUUUUUCAUUAUGAAUCACCAAUUGUUAUUGUAAUAAAGACAAAGGAUAACCAAAUUUUAGGAGCUGUAUCUACAACACCCCUUAAGGAUUCCCAUUUAUUUCAAGGUUCAUCAAACGACUUUUUAUUUUCAGCACAUCCUGUAUUUAGAAUUAUACGAUCAAAUCAAUUUGGUACAAAUUACGUGUACCUCAAUAGCAAAAAUUCCUUCUAUCCAAAAGGCUUAGGAUUCGGUGGAAGAUCCGAAUGUUUUCGAUUAUUUUUGAGUGAUGAAUUUAAGGAUUCUUAUUGUACGCAAUCUGAUUAUACGUAUAAGAGUGGCCACUUGUACUUUCCUCACUACCAGAAGGAUAAGUGCAACUCCCCGAGCAGUAAUAACAGCCAUGGUCGCAGCGAUGAAGACUGCAAUGGAGACGUGAAUGGAGGUAGGAAUAACAAUUGUAACACUCACAAUGGUGGUAAUGUGCACAACUUGAAGCAUGAGCAUCGGGUAUAUGAAGACGAGGAUGACGAUGACAAUUACAAUGCAGACAAAUUUCUGUACAAAUUAUCCAUCAAUGAAGUUGAGGCAUGGGGAUGUGGAGAUAAGAAGGCAAUCGAGCAGCAGAUUCUGAUGCAGCAAAAGGAGGAAGCCUAUAAGCAGGAGAGAUCAACAGAUAAAUCAAAAAUUGUGCAAAACAGUUUCGAUAAGGAAUUCCUCUUAUCCAAUGUUUUCGUUGGAGGAAAGUACGAAGAACUCUCCUUAGAUAAAUAA